CUUUGACUUACGACUUACUUUAGCUUUGCUUCAAUAAAUUGAUACUUAUAAAAUGUUCAACAUGGAAAUGAAGUUCAUAAGAAUUUAAUCUCUGAAAACAUGAAGCAAAAGAUUGUGAUGAAGGUUUACAUGAACUGUCAAAAGUGUCGCACCAAAGCGUUCAAGGUUGUAGCUUCAACAUACGGUGUGAAUUUUGUUGGGUUAGAGGGAGAAGAGAAAGACAAGUUGGUAGUUAUUGGAGAGGGUGUAGAUGCUGUCAAGUUAAUUAAAUGGUUGAGGAAAAAAGUUGGACAAACUAAUAUUUUAAGGUUAACCGAAGUUAAAGACGGUUGAAAAAUUGAAAAAAAACAUAUUUUUUUUGUAUCUUUUAUUUUUGUUGUUUCGACACAUCUUUUUGUAUGGGUUUGAAAUUCCCAUUAUGUCACUAAAUUG
This is a messenger RNA of Cicer arietinum (chickpea), 432 nucleotides long. RefSeq names its product heavy metal-associated isoprenylated plant protein 47. The record is from RefSeq and is a predicted model, not a curated record. NCBI's taxonomy places the organism in Eukaryota, Viridiplantae, Streptophyta, Magnoliopsida, Fabales, Fabaceae.